This is a messenger RNA of Cricetulus griseus (Chinese hamster), 2850 nucleotides long. NCBI's taxonomy places the organism in Eukaryota, Metazoa, Chordata, Mammalia, Rodentia, Cricetidae. The record is from RefSeq and is a predicted model, not a curated record.
AGGAUUUCUGGGGAGAGCAAUAGAGACGCGGCCUGAGCUAGAAGGGCUGGAGCGGAGGCAAAUAAGGAGAUCGGUAGAGUGAGUGGCUAGAGAGGACGGAGGUAAGUGGCUGUAGAAAUCAGGCGGACCGGAACACAGACGCCUCGGGACCAUGACUUACGCUUAUCUCUUCAAGUACAUCAUCAUCGGAGACACAGGUGUGGGGAAGUCAUGUCUCCUCCUGCAGUUCACCGAUAAGCGGUUCCAGCCUGUGCACGACCUCACAAUAGGUGUGGAGUUUGGAGCCCGUAUGGUCAACAUUGACGGAAAACAAAUCAAACUGCAAAUCUGGGAUACGGCUGGGCAAGAGUCCUUCCGUUCUAUCACCCGUUCCUACUACAGGGGAGCAGCUGGAGCACUGCUGGUGUACGACAUCACAAGACGUGAAACCUUCAACCACCUGACCUCAUGGUUAGAGGAUGCCCGCCAGCACUCGAGCUCAAACAUGGUUAUAAUGCUGAUUGGAAAUAAGAGUGAUCUAGAAUCCCGAAGGGAUGUGAAAAGAGAGGAAGGAGAGGCCUUUGCUCGGGAGCAUGGCCUUAUAUUCAUGGAAACAUCAGCCAAGACAGCCUGCAAUGUUGAAGAGGCCUUCAUUAACACAGCCAAAGAAAUAUAUAGGAAGAUCCAGCAGGGCUUAUUUGAUGUCCAUAAUGAGGCUAAUGGCAUCAAGAUUGGGCCCCAACAGUCAAUUUCAACAUCAGCGGGACCAAAUUCAUCUCAGCGGAACUCUUGUGAUGUAGGGCCUGACUCUGGCUGCUGCUGAACAUCUGGCCUGAACUUUUUUUUUCCCCUCCUGGAACAGCUUCAGAUCAAUCAGCUUAAAGAAAGAGGUCUUACUUGCUUUGGCUGAGAGCAGCCUCUUUUCAAUGUGCGAUGCUUCACCCUUCACUUCAAACACCAGGAGAAAACCGGGCCCUUACUAACCUGUCCGCCAUUAGGGACAUGAAUAUUCCAUAUAGAUCAGGGCUCUGAAUUCUAAAAUGUUAGGAUCAAAGUUGAUUGUCACAGUAAUUAAAAAAUAAACAACUUACUAAGUAUCUACAUCUGUUUGUUAGGUGUGGUGGCACAUAACUAUAAUUCCAGCACUCAGGAUUUUUGGCAGGAGGAUCGCCAGGAGCUUAGAAGUCAGUCUGGGCUACAUAAGUAUUACCAUGCCAUCCAUGGCAUAUAGUAUGAUCCUGACUCAAAAAGCCAAAAAGUAGUAAGAGAGAAAGGAAAAAAAAUACAUACAUCUGUUCCUCACCUAAUUUUUAGUAGCUAGAGUGAAGGAUGUUCUGAUUGAACAUUUAGGACUAUGAAUCUGUAUAACUUAGGUGAUAUCCCUGUACAUAGUAAUUUCAUUGAAUUUAUUUCCUUGCCUUGGAAACCUGCUUGUCAUUUCAUAGGAGUUCCUAUAGAAGCUGGGCACCUCUGUACUGUCUCAUUCCUAGUUUCUUGUUAUUUAUUGUGUACAUAUAUACCCUUAAAUAUCAUUCCUCAGGAGCCCACCACCUUGGUUUUUGAGAGAGCAUCUCUCACAGGAACCUGGAGCUCCAUGAUUAGGUGAGGCUAGCUGGCCUUUCUCAUUGCCAGUUCCUGUUUUUUAACAGAACUUUGAGAGCAGCAGAGUUGGUAUUGGACCUGUAGCCACAUCAUUUAUCUAAGAAAAUGUUAAUUUUUCAUUUUGUGCAGGGGACCAAUUCUGGCAUUACAGUUUCUUUCACCAAAUUGAUCUCUACUGUUUCAUCAUAUUUUUGCCUCAUUCUUUGUUUUGACUUGUGAGUGAGUGUGUGUGUGUGUGUGUGUGUGUGUGUGUGUGUGUGUGUGUGUCUGUGUGUUUGGAAGGGUGUGCUAGAAAGCUAGACAUGACAUUUAGGUUCUUAAGCAUGCUAAGUAAGUGCUAUACCACUGAGUUAUACUUAUCUUUUACUUUUUGUUUUGAGGCAAGUUGCCUAGGCUAGCCUUGAACUUGCAGGCCUUAAAUUUGGAAUCCUGAUGCCUCAGAUUUCCAGGUAGCUAGGCAUACUUCUAACCAGAUCUAUUAGACUUUUGCUCUAAUCAAGCUAAUUGUCUCACUGAAUAUGACAUAUUUAUUCCAUCUUCUAUACCUUUGCACAUGCUCUACCCUCUAACAUUAUACUGGCUUUUUUUUUUUUUUUCCUUUUAGGAAAUCCUCAGUGUAAACCUAAGGAGUUCUAAGAAAUUACUAACACAGUAUCUCUUAGCAUUCCUAUCUUGGUUAUUCAUAUGUGUUAUUUAUCUGUAUGUGUUUUACUUUGUAAAUAUGUUUUGUAGGGCUUUUUCUGUGUGGGGUGGGUGGGUGUAUGUAUCAUAUAGGAUGUAAGCUCUAUGAGAGCAGGGUCCAUGUCAUUUCCAUUUCAUCACACUAUUCUUUACUGUACCCUGUACAACUCAUGAUCUUGAAUUUGAGUGACAUAAUUUAAAACUUAAGGCUUUAGACUUUAGAAGAAACAAAAGGCCUUAGAGUCAUGUCUUUGUAAUUGUUUCUCAGUUUCCCCCAUCUGCUUAUCCUGGUUCUCUAUUGCUCUUCUCUCCUGCUUCGCCGUAACUUACUGCCUCCAUUCUGUGCAGCAUACAGUAAGAAUGCCUGCUACCAAGACUCAAAUGAGUAGAUACUUCUUCACCCGAUCCUUAGAAUAUAUAAUACUAUUUUAGCCCAGUUUGCCUCUGCUUCACCCAUCACACCACUUUCUGGGACAGUUGCUGUCUUUUUUACUUGUCUCAUUUUCUUUCACAGCACUGAGGUCUCACCAAAUUUUCUAAAUUGUAUUGUUAAUGACUGUUUUACUAUUAAAUAUAUGCAUGAUCCAA